AUGUUGCUGCUUCAGUGCAGGCAUGGAGCUUCUUCUCCUAAGCUAGAUAAUAUGGUACCAAAUGGAAAAAUGGAGAUUCUCCUUGUAUUUCUAGGUGUGCUUGGUAAUUCUGUUGCUCUGCCCAUGCACAUGCCCCGAAUGCAUGGAUUUAGCAGUAAAAGUGAGGAGAUGAUGCGGUACAAUCAAUUCAACUUUAUGAACUCUCCACAUCUCGCACAUCUGGGCCCCAUGUACGGAAAUGGUUUGCAACUCCCUCCACAGUUCCCACAGUAUCAGAUGCCCAUGUGGCCUCAGCCACCACCCAAAAUGUGGCCCCCACAGAAACCUUCAGGACCCAAACGCCAGAGCAAGACUGACCAAGCCCAAGAGACCCAGAAACCCAACCAGUCUCCGCCAAAAAAGCCACCACAGAAGCGGCCUGUGAAGCAGCCACCAAGUGCCCCAACAGAGCCCAAAGAGGAAGCUCAGCCACCUCAGGUAUUCCCACCAUUUAACAGUGGGUUAUUUCCUUAUCAACAACCACCAUGGCAGAUUCCACAGAGAGUACCACCACCAGGUUAUGGACGCCCACCAAUCAGCAAUGAAGAAGGAGGAAAUCCUUACUUUGGAUAUUUUGGAUAUCAUGGCUUUGGGGGACGCCCUCCUUAUUAUUCUGAAGAGAUGUUUGAACAAGAUUUUGAAAAACCUAAAGAAAAAGAUCCUCCUAAAGCAGAGAGUCCAGCUACAGAGCCCACAGCUAAUUCAACAGUUACAGAGACUAAUUCUACCCAGCCAAAUCCCGGAGGGAGUCAGGGUGGAAAUGACACCAGUCCAAGAAACAGUGGCCCUGGACCAAACACUGGAAGCAACCCUACAGCUCAAAAUGGGGGCAUCACACCCCCUCCAGUUAAUACUUCACGCCAGGGAGUGUUGGGAAAUCAAAUCCCAUGGAGACCAAGUCAGCCAAAUAUUCAUCCAAAUCCUAACAUUAGAAAUUUUCCUUCUGGAAGACAAUGGCAUUCCACUGGUACCGCCAUGGGAAAUAGACAGACUAGGCCUUUUUACCGAAAUCAACAAGUUCAGAGGGGUCCUUCGUGGAAUUCCUUUGCUUUGGAAAGUAAACAAGCAGCUCACCCAAGAACUCCAACUUAUCGGAAAGCUUACUCUUCCAUUUCUAGAGGUAAUUAUGCCAACUAUGCAGGAAAUCCAGCAAAUCUCAGAAGGAAGCCUCAAGGGCCAAAUAAACACCCCAUGGGAACCAAUGUUGCCCCACUGGGUCCCAAACAUGGUACUGUUGGCCACAACGAAAAAAUCCAAAAUCCUAAGGAGAAGUCACCAGGUCAAAAAGAAAGAAUAGUUGUUCCUACAAAGGCUCCAACUGGCCCCUGGAGAAAUACUCAGAACUAUGGAGUUAAUAAACCAAAUUAUAAACUGCCUCACCCUGAGGAUAACACAGAAAUCCCAACUUUUAAUUCUAUUGAUCAACAUGUAAACUCCUAUUACCCAAGAGGAGAUUCAAAAAGAGUCCAAAAUUCUGAUGGACAAAUCCAAAACCAGAAUUUGCCCAAAGGCAUUGUUUUAGAGCCAAGAAGAAACCCAUAUGAAUCAGAAACUAAUCGGCCAGAAUUAAAACACAGUACAUAUCAGCCUGCAUACCCUGAAGAAAUCCCCCCAGUAAAAGAACAUUUUCCUGCAGGAAGAAAUACUUGGAACCACCAAGAAAUCUCUCCACCCUUUAAGGAAGAUCCUGGGAGGCAGGAACAUUUGCCUCAUCCUUCCCAUGGCUCUAGAGGAAGUGUUUUCUACCCUGAAUACAACCCCUAUGAUCCUAGGGAAAGCUCACCAUUCCCUAGGAGCAAUACAUGGGAUGAUAGAAAUGUUUCUCCCAAUACUAUGGGGCAACCAGAAAAUCCACUAUACCCCAUGAAUACUCCAGACAUAAAAGAGACAGUCCCUUAUAAUGAAGAGGACCCAACUGAUCCAACUGGAGAUGAACCUUUUCCAGGACAGAAUAGAUGGGGUGAGGAAGAGUUGAGCUUUAAAGAAGGCCCUACAAUUAGGCACUAUGAAGGUGAGCAAUAUACACCAAAUCAACCAAAGGAAUACCUUCCUUAUUCUUUAGAUAAUCCAUCAAAACCUAGGGAAGAUUUUCCUUAUAGAGAAUUUUACCCCUGGAACCCAGAUGACAAUUUCCCAUCAUAUAACACAGCUCCCACACUCUCACCACCAGUGGAGAGCAGGGGCUAUUAUGCUAAUAAUGCUAUUGGACAAGAAGAAAGCACUCUGUUUCCUUCGUGGAACUCCUGGGACCGCAGAAUUCAAGACCAAAGGCAGAAAGAAGGAGGAUCAUAUUUUAACAGCAAUUUCUGGGAUCGGGCAACAAACUUACAUAAAGUUCCACCUAGUCCACCAGACCAGAAAGAGAACCAACGCUAUCCCAGUAACUCCCCAGCUGGGCUUCAGAAAAAUCCAACAUGGCAUGACGGUGAGGAUUUCAAGUAUGGCAUGCAAAUUACAAGGCUAAAUUCACCAGACAGAGAACAUUUGGCUUUCCCAGACUUAAUCCCUCAAAGUUACCCACCAAGUCAAAAAGAAGCACAUCUAUUUCACCUGACCCAGAGAGGUUCCUGCUGUACUGGUGGUUCCACAGGUCCCAAGGACAAUCCACUGGCUCUACAAGAUUACACUCCAUCCUAUGGCCUUGCCCCAGGGGAGAACCAGGACACCAGUCCUCAGUACACAGAAGGCAGUCAUACCAAGCAUGCAAGACAUGUCAUCUCCCCAACAAGCAUCCUACCUGGCCAAAGAAACAGCUCAGAGAAGAGAGUUCCUGGAGAAAGCCAAAACGCAAGUCCUUUUAGAGAUGAUGUGUCCACUCUGAGGAGGAACACACCAUGUUCUAUGAAGAAUCAGCAAGGCCAAAGGGGAGUUUUGCCCAUUCCUGAAGCCAGUACCCUUCAACCAAAGAAUAUACCUUGUCUCCAAAGUGAGCUUGGAGGAGAUGGAAAUAAUGUAAUGGAACAAAUUUUUGAAGGCAACCAGCUCAAUGAAAGAACUGUUGACCUUACUCCUGAGCAGCUUGUCAUUAGUACACCUGAUGAAGGCCUGAAACCAGAAGGCAUCCAAAGUGAGGGCCAAGGAAAUGAAGAUGAGCGGCACCAACAAAGACCAUCUAGCAUCCUGCAGUUACCAUGCUUUGGCUCCAAGAUAGCAAAGCCUCACUCUUCCAGCCCUGGAACUCUCUCUAGCAAUGGAAGGCAAGGCCCAUUUGAAGGGGAUCCAAUUAUGCCUACUGGAAAUCCUAACACAAUGGUUGAGUUAGUUACUGGGGAACAAUUUAAGAGUAUAAAUGCAGAUCCACUUAAUGCAGGUGAACACACUCCAUUUGAAUUCCUUCAAAGAGGAACCAAUCCACAGGACCAGGUACAAGACUGCUUACUACUUCAGGCCUAG
Molecule: messenger RNA, 3432 nt
Organism: Tupaia belangeri chinensis (Chinese tree shrew)
Lineage: Eukaryota; Metazoa; Chordata; Mammalia; Scandentia; Tupaiidae
Gene: ENAM
Product: enamelin
Exons: 8
Coding region: 1-3432 (1143 amino acids)
Biological process (GO): ameloblast differentiation; amelogenesis; positive regulation of enamel mineralization
Cellular component (GO): extracellular matrix
Molecular function (GO): structural constituent of tooth enamel
Source: RefSeq, a predicted model, not a curated record